Molecule: messenger RNA, 1155 nt
Organism: Besnoitia besnoiti
Lineage: Eukaryota; Apicomplexa; Conoidasida; Eucoccidiorida; Sarcocystidae
Product: fructose-bisphospatase I
Exons: 5
Coding region: 1-1155 (384 amino acids)
Biological process (GO): gluconeogenesis; fructose 1,6-bisphosphate metabolic process; sucrose biosynthetic process
Cellular component (GO): cytoplasm; cytosol
Molecular function (GO): fructose 1,6-bisphosphate 1-phosphatase activity
Source: RefSeq, a predicted model, not a curated record
AUGGCGGCGAAAGACAACUUCACCACCAUCCCUUUGACUUCCAAGGGGUCGAUCUGCAUUCCCAACCCCCCGCAGCUGCCCCCGCUGUUCAAUUCCCGCGUCCAGCUCGAGCUCGGCGAGUACGUCGUGCAGCAGGCGCCACAAUUGAAAGAGCGCGGCGUCAGCGUCCACGAGAUCUCACAGAUCUUCACCUCCAUCAAACUCGCCGCGAAAGUCGUCAACAAAAUUAUCACCAAGCAGAACUCUUUCGGUCUUGACGAUGCGGCCGCGACGAACGAGGAUAUUUCAGACCUCGCCAACAUCGCCAACAAGCGGUUCCUUGACGCCUUCACAAACCGCGAGGUUGUGGCUGGCAUUGCGACGAUGAUGCAGGACGAGAUCAUUCCCAUGACCAACUGCAACGAAAAGAAUCUGGUCGCGCUGAUUCACCCUAUGGAUGGGACGAAGCAGGUGGAUGUCAACGUCUCGUCCGGUACGAUUUUCUCCGUCUACAAAAGAGUCACCCCUGUCGGCACUCCCGUCGAGCUCCGUGACUUCCUCCAGCCUGGAAAGGAACAGGUCUGCGCCGGCUACGUUCUGUACGGCUCGUCGACGAUCAUGGUGAUCACUCUGGGUUCCGGCGUCCACGGCUUCACCUUGGAUCCUUCUUUGGGAUCUUUCUUCCUGUCUCACAUGAACAUCCGCAUCCCCGAGGACGGCAAGAUCUACGCGAUCAACGGAGGCAAAAUCAACAAAUUCCCUUACGGCGUCCGGGCUUACAUCGACUACUGCCAGUCGAAAGCUAUUUCGUGCCGGUACAUUGGCUCUCUCGUGGCGGAUUUCCACAGGAACAUGCUGAAGGGCGGCAUUUAUAUUUACCCUCCGACGUUCACGGAUCCCACGCCCUCCGUCUCUAUGAUUUUCCAGUGCUUCCCCCUCGCUUUCCUGACGGAGCAGGCCGGCGGCAAGGCCAGCGACGGCUUUACACGCAUUCUCCUGAUUGAGCCAGUCAGCCUGCGCGACCGUGUCGCCUUUUUCUGCGGAAGCUCUCACAUGGUUGACGGAGCUGAGGCGCUGAUGGCGCGGUACAAAAUGCGCGACGGCGGCUGGUGCUUCCAGGCUAAGAAGCCUGCGGAAGUGGGGACCCCGAACUCCGGCAGCAAGCGGGCUGCGUGA